AUGUCAUAUCGUAAGAGAUCUCGAGGGAGCAGUAGAAAUGCCCCUUCUUACCUCCUCUAAGCUUCUUGCUUCACAUUUUCAUCAUCACGCGCCGCGACACUACGCUCCGAGUCCUGGCGCCAGACGACUAUCCAACUAACAUAUCCGCACGACCUAUCAGUACCCUCCGAUAUACUCGGACAGUCUUGGGGCUGUAUUGUCAUACUGUCAAAACAUUGGCGUCUGCCAUCGCUGUUUACUCGCUCUCAUCGGCACUCAGUGUCCCGCUGAGCCCAUCUGGUCUCAGGAGACUAACGCCAUACCCCAACAUGGAGACAGUGGGAGGCAUCCAGCGGUGGAGGUCAAAGGGCCCCAAAAUGUGGUUCCCCAACACGAUCGUCCAUGUGAGCUCAUCUGAACAGGACAAAGUCUUUAAUCCCGGGAGUAAAGUCCUCCUCAGUGCGACGGACUCCACAUUCUUCCGCUGGUCAACCCGACUCUCACCAUCCGCUCUCUGUUAUAUCGAAGCCGUUGUUUCGGACGCUUCCGCCCUCGCGUCCAAUAACAAGUCCUUCGUUGCCGUCGGGGACGUUUCUGCUCUAGAGAUAUGGAACGUCACUUCCCCCCUCCCCAAGAAUCUCACCUAUGAUACUCGCCCUUCGCGCCUCAACUUGAUGGGAACUGUGAAUUUCAGCGCAGAAUAUGUGAAGGAGGCGGAUAUUGGAUGGCAGCUGAGGGUACCGACACCAAGGUUGGAGUGUGGCGGGAGGCGGAAUACGGUGAUCGAAGUGGCGUGCUCGGAGGAAGCCAUAAGAAAAAGCGGAUGUAGGCUUGAGUUUCUGCAAAUAUUCUCAGAGCCACCUCUAUCGUUCGACAUGCAAGAACUUCGAUGA
Stereum hirsutum FP-91666 SS1 is the source of this 872-nucleotide messenger RNA. RefSeq lists its product as uncharacterized. NCBI's taxonomy places the organism in Eukaryota, Fungi, Basidiomycota, Agaricomycetes, Russulales, Stereaceae. The record is from RefSeq and is a predicted model, not a curated record. Bases 309 to 872 code for a protein of 187 amino acids. The transcript has 5 exons.